AUGCAGAUUCAACAGAAAGCCAACGCUAUUACGUCCUGGCGAUUUGCAUUUUUACCGCCAUCUAUUAAGGUUGUUGCAGUAGUAUUGUUUAAGCCAGCCUGUCCUCCGCCGGAUUUGGGCGUUGUAGAUUCGUGUGACUUACUAGACAUGGUGAAGUUAACAAUUGAUCUGGUUGAGGGAGCAAUGCAAUACACAAAUCCCCUUCGGGAUCGAGAGCUUGAUCUAAGGGGAUAUAAGGUUCCCGCCAUCGAAAAUCUGGGCAGCACUCUUGAUCAAUUUGACACGAUCGACUUCACUGACAAUGAAAUUCGUAAACUAGAUGGGUUUCCCUUGCUUCAACGUCUCAAGUCUCUAAUAAUGACAGGAAACAAGAUUAUUAGAAUAGGAGAGGACCUUGUGUCGUCAAUACCUAAUCUAGAAACACUAAUUCUUACUGAUAACAAUAUUGCAGAACUGAAAGACCUCGACCCACUUGCUCCACUGACUAAGCUCACUUUCCUUUCUCUUGCUCGCUGCCCAGUCACCAUGAAGAUGAAUUAUCGCCUUUACGUUGUUGGAAGAAUGCCACAGCUCCGAUUCCUUGAUUUCAAACGAAUUACACAAGCCGAGCGUAAACAAGCUCGCUCUUUCGUGAAACACCUUUCACCUCUUACCACUGCAGUUGAAGCGAAUAGCAACAAGACUAAAACGAGUGCAGUUAAAACAUUUGUCCCUGGUGCUCCGGUCGGAUCGAAAGCCACUAACGACGAGAACUCCGAGGCUGCGAAACCACCGCAACAAAAGCAUCCAACCAAUAACCAGCCCAGAGAAUUUCCUCAGGCCACUCUUCAUGCCGGUGUUAAGCGUGUCAUGUUGAGCGGUGGAAGCAACCAGGAUCUGUUGGCCAUUCAAGACGCCAUUAAAAAGGCCAAGACAAUGGACGAGGUGGAGCGUCUUCAUCAAAUGCUCAGCAGUGGUCAGUUUGCUGGAUUUGCCGCUCACUGGCAUAAGCAACAAAAGCACUAA
This is a messenger RNA of Echinococcus granulosus, 1005 nucleotides long. Its product is annotated as U2 small nuclear ribonucleoprotein A'. Lineage: Eukaryota; Metazoa; Platyhelminthes; Cestoda; Cyclophyllidea; Taeniidae. Bases 1 to 1005 code for a protein of 334 amino acids. Gene Ontology annotation, biological process: mRNA splicing, via spliceosome. Gene Ontology annotation, molecular function: protein binding; U2 snRNA binding. Gene Ontology annotation, cellular component: U2 snRNP. The record is from RefSeq and is a predicted model, not a curated record. The transcript is spliced from 4 exons.